CUUGUAAAGGAGGGUGGAGACUCCACCUGUCUUUACGACUUGCAGGUAGAGCCAGUGCCAUCAUUUCCCUGUUAGUGCACCGAGGUGAUCAAGGCUACCUGGUUCUAAGUCGUUCAACUUUUCUUUGACAAGUUGUGUGGAGGAACUUGAACUUGAACAUGUUAUACACAGAGCUGCUUGGUCUCUGGGAUGAGGCUGUGAAGGCCGUGGAUGCCAGGGACUGGCAGGGGGCCCUGGCCAAGCUCAACCAGAUCACUGACCCCCCCUCACGGAUACUGUUCACUACCGCCUCGGUUCACCUCGCGCUGGGACAGCUUGAACCUGCUAUCAAGGCUCUGGACCAGACCAUAGCUAAGGAUGAGAGACUUGCUGUUGGGUUUUUCCAGAGAGCUGCCGCUCACAUGCAGACAAACAGGCUCGAGGAAGCUCUGACUGACUGUAUCUGGGCUCAGAAGCACAUGCGAGAGAAUCUAGUGAUCGACUACAGGCAGCUGGGUCUGCGCUACAAGCUCUACAGCUGGCAGGUUUUAUAUAAUGCAGCAGCUGUCCACUGCAGGAUGGGCCAGUGGGACAAAGCCAGGGACAUUCUCGUCUCAGCCUCGCAGGAAAAAGGAGAGGGCAAAGGGAGCAAUGUGGAAACAGCCCUGGAGGGGGUGUCUAGGAAAGAGGUGCCAGCGCCCCUCCUGGUGCCCGAGGGAGAGGUGUUCCGUCCCAGGAAACAGGACAUUGAGCAGCUAAAAGAGAGAGACUUCCUGGGUAAACCCAAGGUCAUCGUCUCCAUGAUCCCCAAUGAUGACUUUGGCGGUUUCGAGCCGCUCAGAAUGCAGAAACCUGGGUACUACGAGCCCAAAGUAGAGGGAGCACAAGAUUCUCACUACAUGCGUGUGAGCGCUCCUUGUGUGGGCAGCGGACCAGGCCUGCUGACCGUGCCUGCGGGGGCGCUGGUCUUCAUGUUCACUGAUGUGGACAGGGAGGGCAUGGCCACUGUCAUAUUUGACGGACAGAAAGGACUUGUCCCCAGGGCCUUGCUAGAACCAGUAGAUGUCAAAAAGUCAAAAGGAAAAAAGAAGAAAAAUAAAAUCCCCAGUGGGAUCCCGCUCCCACCAGGCCUCAAGCCACCCACUCGCCCACAGAUGCCGCCCACCUCUGUCGCACCGACUCAGGCUCAGCCAGUCACUAAGUCUCCACCUCCCUUCUACGUCCAUGCCACCGUGCCCUCGGCUGAGCCUGCCACGCUCUCACCCACAGCCGAGAGCCCCACAGAGCAGGAUCCGGGUUCACCCGAGAGAGAAGAGGCAGCGACUGUGGUGGUGAAGGUGCAUUACAGAUACACUGUCGCUCUGACCGUCCCAUUGGACACAUCGCACGGUGAACUACAGAGGCGAAUCGCUCAUAAAUUGGGCCAGCCAGCCUCCCUCUUGCGCCUGAGACACAGACAGCAUGGCACCCAGAUCCUGAGGCCCCUGGAUGGGGAGGGGCUGAAGGACCUGCUGGAGGGGGCCGAGGCAGGCAGAGCAACCCUGUGGUGUCAGACUGAGGACCCUCUGGCCAGCAGGACCAUUCUCUACCAGAUGGUGGCGCUGUAUGACUACACAGCAGAGGGAUCCGAGGACUUGGAGUUUAGCGAGGGAGACACGAUUGACAUUCUCAGUCAAGUCAAUGAGGAGUGGCUGGAGGGACACAGCGCUGGAAAAAUUGGCAUCUUCCCUAGUUGCUUUGCCUACAGGGAUAACGAGAGCCCUCAACCAUGAGAGCGGCAUGACGUAAGAGCCACUAUGGACAGACACUUGCCUGCUGUACAUUUACAAAAAACGCUUUAAAACAUCAAUGCAUUGUUACACCUCAACAGACCUUUUUGUUCUCUCAAAUCCAAACUUUUUUUUCCACACUGUGUGUCAUAUUUCAUGUAAGGUAUGACUGUGUCUGUAUGGGAGCUAGAGAGUUAACGUGAGGCCUCGUGUGUCGUACGGUAGACUCUGACAUUUUCGGUUAUCUCUAAGGGAAUAGAGGCAGGGCAUGCUGCAAGCUAGAAUCUGGCUGUGCAUGCUGCAAGCCAUUUAAAAUGGUGCAUCCUUUUAACCGAUCCUACCAUCUGCUGUGAAUUCAUGUAAGCGGGACUGUUAUAGUGCUAUUUUAUAGUGUCACUUCUCCCUUUGCGGCGGUGGUUAAUUAAGACAGGUGGGUGGUAGCUGACAAAUCUUUUCUUUUUUUGGGGGAAGUUACACUUCCCAUAAAAUAAAGGAUUAUGUAAUACUAAAGAGGACCAUAGCUGUUCCCUGAGUCCAUCACAGUCCGAUUAGUUUGAGUGCUCAAUUGAAAUAGUAAUGAACCUGAAGUUAUAACAUUUAGGGUCUUAAAGUGUGUGCAUCUGGACUGUGGACUGGCAUUAAAACAGCAGUCCAAGUCGGUGACUGUUAAAGUGUGUAGCUGAGCAGAGGAGUCUGGCUUCCUCAGCGCAGUGGCCCUGUGUUUUACAUUUAGUCAUUUAGCAGACGCUCUUAUCCAGAGCGACUUACAGUAAGUACAGGGACAUUCCCCCGAGGCAAGUAGGGUGAAGUGCCUUGCCCAAGGACACAACCUCAGUUGGCAUGACCGGGAAUCGAACAGGUAACCUUCGGAUUACUAGCCCGAUUCCCUCACCGCUCAGCCACCUGACUCCCCGUUUUAAUUGCCGAGAGCGAGAAAUGUCAGGCACUUUUAGCUGUCGUCACAAACGAGAGAUGUGCUGUAAAAAAAAAGAACAAAGAAGGCUAGGUGGACAGACUAAGAGCGCCAUUCAGAUGGAUUAUGAAACAGAGGCCUUUAAUUAUCAGUGCGCUCCUCUGUGUAGGACCCACGCCCACCUUCCCUCUGCUCUGCCUGGGACUAAACCUCGACCAGGAAAAAGGAAUCCAUUAUGAGCUGCAUUAUCUGACAGGAUGAAUGUAGUCAUCAACAAUGAUCGUGAAACACAAGAGCAGCAUAACUUAAAGAGUUUGAUCUUUUUCCUGUGGCUUGUCUAUUUUACAUACCUUUUCGACCGAAAAUGGGAGAAUAUUACACUAUAAAACCUUUUACUGAAAAACAUAUGCUGUGAUUCCGUUAAGAAAUUGCCAUUUCCUCUAUGUUAUUUGAUAGCAUUUAAUUAGGUUCGGUCUGUUUGUAUGUGACAUGGAUGUGAAACCACCCAUUAAAGGAUCCUCAUGACAAAGUUCCCGAAAAAUGUCUUCUAACCUUAAUUUUCAGAGCACCGUAAGUGUUGGAGGUCCAUUGAUUCCUGUUAUAUUACUGUAAUUACUUGUUGGCAGGGUGAAGCAUGAGUCACUUUUCUGGUAUUAAAUGCGCUCCCAUUAAUCAAAAGUAGCCCAUUCUGCACUACAGUGGCCAGGUUCUUCACUUUCUGGGACUUGCUGUACAAAUACAUGCCCUCUCAUAGCAAUGGGAAGGUCUGAGAAGUUUAAAAACAGGUUUUACACUAAAAACCUUUGAUCACAACCUUCCAAAUCUUUCAAAAUCACGACCAAUGCUUCCAGAAACUACACUUUGCCUUCAAAAUGGAACCCAUUUCUUUCUGUGUCCUGUCCUUGCACACAUGGAAGACUGCAUGUACUGAGCUGUUGGGGAGCUUCAUUACAAAGACGUGUAGGAUCUAAGACACGGGAGAGCAGUCUGUAAAGAAUCUGUGCGUGGCUUUGAAGACAUCCAUCGAAAGAUUCCUCUUGCCACUUGAGAAACUAUGCUUCACCCACUCUGAUUAAUUCAACACAAACUUUUAUCCCACUGAAAUGGUUUCAUUGGUGAGGCCUAAUUGUCUUGUCUUCAAGUUUUCCUUGAUAUGUCAGUAAGACUCUCGUAACCAUAGAAUUAUGGAUCCAUGCAGUGGCAUUGAAUUUGUUAUCGCAUGUAAUUACACUUCUAUGGUGUAUUUCCUUUGUUUCCAUUCAUAAUCCAUUUAUUUUACUGUACUAGUACUGUAUAUCUAUAAUCAUUCCGAUUAUCAGUAAGUUGUAAGUACAGUAAGUUCUACUGAAGUUCUGCUGAAGUAUCCUGUUUUGGUCAUUCGACUGAGUUAUCUCAAAAGACAAUAACAUUUGAUAUUGAAAUAAAAUAUUACAGGCAC
Molecule: messenger RNA, 4099 nt
Organism: Osmerus eperlanus (European smelt)
Lineage: Eukaryota; Metazoa; Chordata; Actinopteri; Osmeriformes; Osmeridae
Gene: noxa1
Product: NADPH oxidase activator 1
Exons: 16
Coding region: 159-1751 (530 amino acids)
Biological process (GO): superoxide anion generation
Molecular function (GO): superoxide-generating NADPH oxidase activator activity; protein binding
Source: RefSeq, a predicted model, not a curated record